Lacerta agilis (Sand lizard) is the source of this 2603-nucleotide messenger RNA. It is a transcript of the gene MBTD1, whose product is annotated as mbt domain containing 1. The record is from RefSeq and is a predicted model, not a curated record. Gene Ontology annotation, biological process: regulation of DNA-templated transcription. NCBI's taxonomy places the organism in Eukaryota, Metazoa, Chordata, Lepidosauria, Squamata, Lacertidae. Gene Ontology annotation, molecular function: zinc ion binding. The transcript has 18 exons. Bases 10 to 2226 code for a protein of 738 amino acids. Gene Ontology annotation, cellular component: nucleus.
GAGGGCCUGAUGGAAAACACAAAGGACCUGUUCUGGUGUGAAAUGAGAAUAUACCACAGAAAAGCUCCACAGUUUUCUGAAGAGAAAAUGACUGAACAUUCUUCAAGAUCUGAAAGGAAGAGACGUGACUCGUUCGGGAUGUUUGAUGGUUAUGAUAGCUGUAGUGAGGAUACCAGUAGUAGCUCAAGCUCUGAUGAGAGUGAAGAGGAAGUUGCACCCUUACCCUCAAACCUCCCAAUUAUCAAGAACAAUGGACAGGUCUACACAUAUCCAGAUGGCAAAUCUGGCAUGGCUACCUGUGAAAUGUGUGGGAUGGUUGGUGUCAGAGAUGCCUUUUACUCUAAAACCAAGCGCUUCUGCAGUGUUUCCUGCUCAAGAAGUUACUCAUCGAACUCUAAGAAGGCCAGCAUUCUGGCCAGACUUCAGGUAACGGGAAAACCUCCAACAAAGAAGGCUAAAGUGCUACAAAAACAACCUUUAGUUGCUAAAUUAGCUGCAUAUGCCCAAUACCAAGCAACGGUACAGAACCAAUCAAAGACGAAAACAGCAUCUGUUCCAGUGGAAGGCUUCAGUUGGGGCAACUACAUCAAUAGCAAUAGUUUCACUGCCGCUCCUGUUAAUUGUUUUAAGCAUGCACCUAUGGGGACUUGCUGGGGUGACAUCUCAGAAGGUGUGCGCGUAGAAGUCCCUAACACAGACUGCAGCCUACCUACCAAAGUCUUCUGGAUUGCUGGGAUUGUAAAAUUAGCAGGUUACAAUGCUUUACUAAGAUAUGAAGGCUUUGAAAGUGAUUCAAGUCUUGACUUCUGGUGUAACAUCUGUGGUCUUGAUAUCCAUCCAGUUGGUUGGUGUGCAACAAGUGGGAAGCCUCUAGUGCCGCCUCGAUCCAUUCAACACAAAUACACAAACUGGAAAGCUUUUCUGGUGAAACGACUCACUGGUGCCAAAACUCUUCCUCCUGACUUCUCUCAGAAGGUGUCAGAAAGCAUGCAGUAUCCCUUUAAGCCUUCUAUGAGAGUAGAAGUUGUCGAUAAAACUCAUCUCUGCCGAACACGGGUAGCAAUUGUAGACAGCGUAAUUGGAGGCAGGUUAAGAUUGGUAUAUGAAGAAAGUGAAGACAAAACAGAUGACUUCUGGUGCCAUAUGUACAGCCCACUCAUACAUCCCAUUGGUUGGUCUCGGAGUAUAGGACAUCGGUUCAAAAGAUCUGAUAUUGCCAAGAAACAGGACUCUUAUUUUGAUGCACCCCCACAUUUAUUUGCUAAGGUAAAGGAAGCCGAGUCAAGUGGAGAAUGGUUCAAGGAGGGGAUGAAAUUGGAAGCCAUAGAUCCAUUAAACCUUUCUGCAAUAUGUGUGGCAACAAUUAGAAAGGUAUUAGCAGAUGGAUAUCUUAUGAUUGGGAUCGAUGGCUCUGAGGCAGCAGAUGGGUCUGACUGGUUUUGUUACCAUGCCACCUCCCCUUCUAUAUUCCCCGUUGGUUUCUGUGAAAUUAACAUGAUUGAACUAACUCCACCCCGAGGUUAUGCAAAACUACCUUUCAAAUGGUUUGACUACCUCAGGGAAACGGGUUCAGUAGCAGCCCCUGUGAAGUUCUUUAACAAGGAAGUUCCAAACCAUGGGUUUCAUGUUUCAAUGAAGCUGGAGGCUGUGGACCUCAUGGAACCUCGUCUAGUAUGUGUGGCUACAGUAACUCGUAUUAUUCACCGUCUGUUGAGGAUACAUUUUGAUGGCUGGGAAGACGAAUAUGAUCAGUGGGUGGAUUGUGAAUCUCCUGACCUCUACCCUGUAGGAUGGUGUCAGCUAACGGGUUACCAGCUACAGCCUCCUGCGUCACAAUCAUCAAGAGAUGGUCAGUCAAGCUCGUCAAAGCAGAAGAAAAAGUCAAAGUCACAACAAUACAAAGGACACAAGAAAAAGAGGAAGAUACCAGUUGGGAAGAAGCCUGUCAGUUUGUCGAGCGUCCCCAUGACAGGUGGGGUGCGGAGGAGCUUCUCUGGUGAUGAAGAGUUGACUCCUCCUCAGUAUCGAACCCUUCCAGCACAGACAGCCCCGGAGGCCUGCCAGCCUCCCAGGACUAGCAGAGAGUUCAGUCCCAGCCUCAAAACAGUCUCCUCACUGCAGCUGAAGGAGGAGUUGCUAGAUGGAGAGGAAUACAACUUUCUUCAAGGAGCAUCUGAUCAGGAAAGCAAUGGGUCAGCCAGCCACUACAUCAAACAAGAACCCUAAGGGCAGAUCAGGGCAGGAUGGUACAAAAUGAGCCUUUCUUCAAGACUGAUGUUCCCAUUCUGACGAUACAGUUUGAUGGCUUCUACUAAGGGCACUUUGCUAACUGCAGAUAAGAUUUCAAUUCAGAAUUUUUGGAGGAUGAGGAAACUAUUUUAGUGGGGGGGAGAUUUUUCAAUUUAUUAAAAAAAAUUGACACUUGUGUUGUAUUUGAAGCUUUUAAAAGAAUUUUUGUAAUAUUUUCGAGUUCAGAUUUAUUGUGCAUUGUUAAAAAAAAUGAGAUUCUAAUUUUUUGGUAAGAAUUAAAAGCUUAAUUAUAGCAGGAUUGCAGGAAACCCUUUGAGGAAGAUGAGGUGGUAGUAUAUAGUUGAAGAAAAAAA